Molecule: messenger RNA, 4318 nt
Organism: Culex quinquefasciatus (southern house mosquito)
Lineage: Eukaryota; Metazoa; Arthropoda; Insecta; Diptera; Culicidae
Exons: 2
Coding region: 101-2428 (775 amino acids)
Molecular function (GO): protein binding
Source: RefSeq, a predicted model, not a curated record
UGAGGUUGAACAAACAAGAUGUUUUUAACGAAUUAUUAUGUGAUUUUGAUUGAGUUUGGUUGUGAAUUUUGAUUUACCGAAUGAGCUAAACUAGUUCAAAAUGAGCGGAGAAAUGUAUGAUCCCGCAAGAAUUGCUCAUUACUUUCAAUUGGUCGUCGCAGUUCAAAACAAGCAGCUUAGCCAAGUAAAACAGCUGUUGAGCAUCGCUUUAGCGGACAUAAACUUUAUCAAUCUGUACGACCGGAAUCGCACCCUACUGCAUGACGCUGUAGCCUCAGGAGAUCCCGCUAUAGUAACCCUUCUGCUAUCCCACGAACCCGACACAGAAAUAGCGGAUCUUAACGGGAGGAAGCCUUUUGAACUCAGCUCGGAGCUCAAUCCAGCGGACAAGAAGGCUGUCGAUGCCGUCUUCCGGAAACAUUUCCGCACGGCUAAACGAGGAGGUCGUCUGAAACCGGAAGAAGUUGUUCGAUCCGGCGAUCUCUGCUUUACCAAACGACCCGGAACGGCCGCCGUUGGUCAGUACUAUGAAACCAAACUGCUGACGAUGGUGCUGUUCAGGGUGCUCAUUGACGAUCGGAUUGUGUCGUUUUGCAUGGGGAAUAAUCUGGACGAAGCCGGAGCCUUCGACGACGUGGUGCUGAGGUAUAGAGUGCGGACGGGGGAACCGGAUCGGUUGGUGUGCCUGCAAGCUAAGCAUCGGGAUGACAAGAAGCGAGUUGAGUUUAAGGAUUUGAUUGACGAGAAGGUCACUAAGGGGGAUCUUCAUAUGCUUAAGUAUUUCCUAAGUUAUUUGAAGAUUCGGUUGGUGUGUUCUACUAGCAGGGAUGCGAUUUUCGAAGGGAUUUUCGUAACGACGCAAGUUGAGCUAAUUCUUUUCACAACAGCUGGAUUCAACUUCACAAACAAUGUAAGGAUUUAUGAAACCCAGAAGGAAAACAUUUGGUACACUAAAGAGGAAGGGAAAACAUCACAGGUUGAAUGCACUGACACGAUGAGGCAGUUCUUUAAAACAGAAUCUAGCAAGUGGUAUCGAGAUAUGGUGUCAGACGUGUUGGCUAGGUUGUUGGUAACAGAAAAGCUGGAUACUACACGUUUAGAAGAUGCAAUUCAAAAGCUAGAAGUAACGAACUUGAUCAAGUUCAACGAAUUAGAUUUACUAGCAAUCUUGAACGAUCAAAUGGGAAGAAAUGUUCUUGAAAUUAAGAAAAGAAUCUUACCCGUUCUUGACAAAUUCCCAGGACUUUUACUGUCCCAAGAACAGCACGAAGCGUUAGUCGAAAAUUUCUUCUCCGUGCUGAGACUCUACACGGAGCAAGCAACGGAACAGGAGCUGGACGAGGUUAUACGGAAUGAUUUGAAGGGUCACUAUCGAGAGGACGUUUUCCUGAAGGCUCAUGAAUCCGUUCAGAGCUGGUGGAAGCGGUCCGGUCAGGUUCCAUUUCAGACGGAAGAGUGCAAAUUCUUUGAGAGGGCAGCCAAGGAAAUUGAGCUGGAAAAGUGGAGCUCGAACUGCGUUGAUAGAAUCAAAGGAUUUGGGGUGAAGUUCGAGGAUCGGACAUUCAAGCAUACAGAGUGGGUUGAAGUUUUGAAUGAAUAUCUAAAACAGGAUGUAUUUUGCUUGAAUUUGUUCAGUCGCACGCCAGAACUGAGCUGUUUAAAGUUAAUGCAAUACUUGGAAAAGCAUGAACAUUUCAAAGAUGUUGCGAAGCACAUCAAUUUACGUGAUUGUAAAGUAAAUGAUCUUUUGUCCAAUCUGGUUUUAUCUGAACCAAACUGCUUGAUUCUUACUAGUGAAACUGCACUGACGUGCGAAAUUGUGGAGGAAAUCAUACUGUACGCUCGAAAAUUUGUUUUUAUAUCUCCACUUCAAUGCACUGGGUACUGGAGAUCAGUACCAGACGAUUCGGAAGGACUGAAAGAUCUUGAUGAAGAAAGUCAGAAAAGGGUUCUUCUGAAAGAAGUCUGCUUCCAAAAUAUACCAACUCAAUUGAGUGCAGUGCUUGGUGAUGCACCCAGAAGUUUGGUGGAAGCAAGUAUAUUGGAAAGUCUACUUUGUGGUAAAACCUUAAACAUUUGUCAAACAUGUCUGCCAAAAAAUUGCAUCGAAAUCAUGAGUUAUUACAUUGAGCGAGGAUUCCAAGAUAGCCGCGGUUAUCCACUGGAGUUCAAGCCAUUCAACGAAAUCGGCGAUCGCAUGGUGGUUCUGGCGGCUGAGCCUGGAAUGGGUAAAUCUACAACCUUGACGGGGAUGGCAUUUGAACUAAAACGGCAUGAUCCGGCAGCAUGGGUCGUCCGAAUUAACCUGAUUGAAUGCUCCAGGCUAUUUAACCGAUGGGAUCAAGACAGAACCGUGGUUGACGAUGCGUUGGCGUAUCAAUUUUUGGUGGAUCAUUUGAGGUGUGCCUCUCCAGAUGGACCCGAUUGAUUGUUUGAGCAACUGUUGUGCGAAUGGUAUUGUAAGCAGCGAAGAAUCUUUCUGCUAUUAGACGGAUAUGAUGAGGUUAGUCCGGACUACAAUGACAUCGUUAUGCCACUCUUACAUUGUUACAGUAAUAAAUAUUGUUCGAAAAUGUGGAUUACCACUCGCACAGGAGAUGUUCAGAACGAUUUAAGUGGUAGAUUCAACAGCUUAACACAUUUUCUUGCACCGUUCAGCACCGCAGACUCGGAACAGUUUUUGUGGAAAUUCUGGAAGUACAAGCUUCAACUCAGUGACGCCAACGAACACCGGUGUCGACUCUUUCGAGCGAAGUUGUUUGAGCUGUUCAGGAACGACUACGAUAUCAAUCGAUUCAUGUGCGUUCCACUGCAGGUUAAAAUGGUUGCUACCGUCUUUCUGGACCAAGUGAAACCCUUCUGCAUGGCCGAAAGCGAUCAAGUAACGUUCAACCAACAAUUACCCAAAGAGAUGAACUUGGUAAAGCUGUACGAUCGGUUCGUCGAGAUAACAUUCAAGGAGGUGCUCGAAGAGGAGAAGAACAAAAUAGAUCUAACCAUUCCGGACAACCGGAGAAAGAUCAACAUUUGGAUGGGGGAAUGCCUGGAGAAACACAAGAAGGCUGGAAUUUACGCAACGUUCAACGAGUCAGAACGGACCGGACUAUUCACCAGGAAAGAGGUGGAAGCCAUUGACAAUCAUCUGAGGGAAGUGGAAGGAGCUGUUGAGAAAACCGGAAUCGUCUACAUUGUCGUUGGAAAGGUACCAGUUUUCAUUCAUAGAACCUACGGUGAAUACUUUGCCGCUUUGUUCCUUUGGGAUAGAUACAAAACGUUGCCCGGUGGUGAGUUCGAAGCGUUCGUCAACCACUACUUGUCUGGCAUUUUGAUCAGAGGUGAUUUAAAAGUUAAACUGUGUGAUUUCCUUCAAAUGAAAGCACAAAUUGAUAUCAACAGUGUUCAGGAAUGUUCGAAAAAGUCCAGCUAUUUGCUUAAAAGAAUGAUUGAAACCUACAGAAAACCAAACAUCUUGUUGAGCCACGAUCAGAAGACCGCACACUCUUUGUUAUUGAGAAUUGUGGAAUUCACAUUAUCUGCCCAUAGCGAUGCAAACUCACUUCGCCUUCAUAAGAUCCAACUGGAACUUUACAAAGAGUUGAGUCAAACUACAUUGGCACUGUUGCUUGGAGAGUGUGCCAAGGGUGGUUUGAUCAACCUCUUCAGCUUAAUCGCAGAAUUUAUCAAAUCUAUCAAUCAAACUCUAACAUUUUCAAAAUCAACUCUCUUCUACGCAGGUAGAACCGGUCAUAAAGGGAUAGUUCAACUCUUGCUCAAGAACGGUGUACAUCCGGAAUCCCCGACUAAUUCUGGCUACACUCUUAUUAGUAUAGCAGCUGAAAAUGGUCGUUUAGAAAUCGUCGAUCUGUUACUUGAUCGGGGUGCCAAACCCAACGGAACUAGUCGAGGGCGUGCCUGCCCUUUAUUUUGUGCUACCUUGAAAGGGCACGAGAACGUAGUCCGGUUACUACUCGAUAGGGGAGCUGAUAUCGAGAGCAGUGCCAAAGCGGAUGGCAUUACACCGCUAAUUACGGCUGCAUGUUUUGGACACCUGGAUUUGGUGAGAUUGUUCAUCGAACGAGGGGCAAAUGUAAACGAGCACGAGUUAGAAAGUGGGCUAACUGCGUUGCACCAUGCGGCCAAUGAAGGAUUUGAAGAAAUAGUGAUUCUUCUACUGGAUGCCGGAGCAGAUCCAAAUGCAGUCACGUCAAAUUCUAUUGAAACGCCAUUUGAUUAUGCUUCUCGGAAAGAACACGAUGGUAUUGUACAGCUAUUACUAAACAAAAUGUUUGAAAAAUCCAUCUCAAUGCAGUGAUUAAAA